AUGAGGUCCCUGAACGCCACAGUCUUGGGCAGUCUGCUUGCCGUUACCCAAUUGGUAGGGACCAGCGCGGCAGCUCGCAUGCCCAAUAUCGUAUUUAUUUUCACUGACGAUCAAGACUAUCACCACAACUCAUUGGAUUAUAUGCCAUCGUUGCAGGAACAUCUGGUAAAGAAAGGCACUUUGUUCACCCAACAUUACGCUACCAUCGCUGUCUGCUGUCCCAGCCGUGUAUCCUUGAUGCGUGGUCAGGCGGCUCAUAACACCAACAACACGCAAAUUGCUGCACCUGCGGGGGGCUACCCGAAAUUUGUUGCGUCUGGCGAAGAUGACGAUUAUCUUCCGCAUUGGCUUGUUCAGGCCGGCUACCAAGCAGAAUAUAUUGGAAAACUUUACAAUGGUAACUCGCUUUUGAACUAUUCGCCGGCCCCCAAGGGAUGGAACCAUAUUGACAUUCUGGCAAGUCGUCAUCUUGAUCCCUACAUCAAUGUACACAAUAGCAUUGUCAUGUCUCAAAAUGGUGCCAAGCCCUUGUACUAUGAGGGUUGGCAACAGCUAGACGUACUUCGCAUAAAAUCGCUCGCAAGACUGCAGCACCUGAUGUCGGAGAAGGAUCAUGAUCCAUUCUUCCUGAUGAUUGCCCCAUCGGCACCGCAUGUUGAGAACGCGACGGACCCCCCAACACCUCCAUCCCGGUAUUCAGGCAAAUUUGCCAACCUGUCGUUACCGUAUCGACCCAACUUCAACCCACCCGACGAGCAGCACCAAGACAGGCCUAGUUGGUGGUCUGCACUGCCCCGUCUUAAUUCCAAACAGAUUGAGGAGGUUGAAUUACUUUACCAGCGACGCGCUGAAACUAUGCUCGGCGUUGACGAUAUAAUUAGCGACGUCGUUGCCACACUGGAAAAACAUGGCGAGCUAGACAACACCUAUAUUAUCUUUUCCACUGAUCAGGGCUAUCAUUUGGGAACCCACCGAGAUGUCGGCAAAUGCUCGCCAUAUAUUGAGGACGCAAACAUCCCGCUGGUGGUUCGUGGUCCUGGCGUCAAGCAGGGGGCUGUUUCGCACCUCCCUAGCACCGUGACCGACUUUGCCCCGACAUUCCUUGAUAUCGCCGGGUUGGCCAACGAGAAGCGCCCCGUAUUCCUUGACGGUACUAGUAUGCUUCAGGCCUGGCAGAAUCCGCAUGACAGUGCGAUCGGUAAGUCCAAGGAGGCCAUUAAUGUCGAGUUCUGGGGGCGAGCUUUCAGCGAGCUUCCCACGUGGACUGGUGGCGGAGAUGGCGCACCCGGGUUAUACAGGAAUAACACGUACAAGACCAUGCGCAUUGUGAGCGAGCACUACGGGUGGGUCUACUCACGUUGGUGCACGGGAGAUACGGAGCUGUACGACUCCAAGAAUGACCCCUACGAGCUCACCAAUCUUGCAAACUCGACCGACCCAGCCAUACAGCGCGUCAAGUCGCGUCUCAAUGCCCUUUUGAUGGUCAUGAAAUCCUGCGAGACCGAAACUUGCCGCAACCCCUGGAACGUGAUCCAGCCGCCGAAGCCGAAUACGGCCCGGAGCUGCCACGCAGUGUCCAGUCUGGGAGAUGCACUGGACCCAGCAUACGACGAUUUCUUCGCUACCAUCCCUGAAGUCAAUAUUGCCGAGUGUGUUCAAUACCAAUACGCGCCAAACGAAACUCCUUUCUAUCCGCCAGAGGCACAGUACGGCCUGGGUCUAGCUCACCGCAACGCCCCCACGCCAUUUGAGUAUCCGGAUGUGAAGCCAGUGAAGGCAGUUCCCUACAUACCUGGCGGCGGCUGGGAACAGCGAACCGCCACGCUCGACACGCUCAUGGCUGCAGCAAGAGAGUUGACUGCCGAUGAGCUUCAGCAGGCGUGGAAUUCAACUACCUUGGCUGCUGACCUUGCCGCUAAGAUUAGCGCUGACGUCUGGCCUCAAAAACCUCGCCGUGGUAGCCUAGACAACUUGGUGAUCAACGCCCAUUUCAACAUGACUGCAAGCUCUGUCGCCAAUGUCAAAGUUCUUGGAAAUCGCGAAAUUUCAUCCCCACUCGUCAUAUGUUUCCAUGGAUCUGGCGAUUCUUGCGCCGCUUGGGAGCCGUUGGCAGAAAGCUUGAGUAGUUCAUUCCGCGUUCUCCUCUUUGAUCGGAGUGUAGCGAACGCGAAAGUCCAGGAUGUUCUAAACGAGCUGCACGCAUACCUUAGGGAAGCCAAGUUGCCCCCGCCGUACAUUCUGGUUGCGCAUUCUUAUGGAGGGACAUUUGCACGAAAUUUCUUGCAUCUAUGGCCGGCCGAUGUGGCAGGCAUGGUGCUCGUUGAGACGGGGCAAGAGACGCCGUUGGAUCCUGUGAUUGAGAGGCGCCAAUACGAGAAGCAGGUUCUGGGAACCAAGCCGGUCAGCGUCAUUCGUGCCAACACACUCAUAGGGAAAUGGGUCCAAUUCGAAAGGGCGGUGGCAACAGCGAGAGACGAGGCAGACAAGUCAAGGCUGGCGAUCCAGCGGCAGCUGCUCGACGCGACAGACAAGGAAGACGAGCGGCUCAAGAAGGAUCAGUUGCGGCUGUCACGGGUUCACCAUUACCUCCACAUCCCCGACUGUGGGCAUCAUGUCAUACGGGACAGGCCUGAUGCUGUAGUUGAGGGGGUCCACUGGGUCAUGAAUAAUUUGGCGAGUAAGAAUGGAUCUCCUGGUGUUCAAAGAUUUUCCGGGCUAUUAGAGAGGGUGAAGGCGAGCAUGCGCCAGGGGUUCUGA
Molecule: messenger RNA, 2757 nt
Organism: Neoarthrinium moseri
Lineage: Eukaryota; Fungi; Ascomycota; Sordariomycetes; Amphisphaeriales; Apiosporaceae
Exons: 5
Coding region: 1-2757 (918 amino acids)
Molecular function (GO): N-acetylglucosamine-6-sulfatase activity; glycosaminoglycan binding
Source: RefSeq, a predicted model, not a curated record